AUGUCGCGCUCCGUGCUGCAGCCUAGCGAGCAGAAGUUGGCGGAGAAGCUCACCAUCCUCAACGACUGGGUCGUCGGCAUGGUCACGCGCCUCUACAACAUCAAGAAGGUGCGCACGGGCCGGCGAGGCCUCGGCGGGGGCGGCGGGCAGGCGGAGGCGGGAGGAAGGGCCGGGGAGGCCUGGGCCCUGGGGGCGGCGGGCGGCGGCAGGCCCGCCCAGGGUCGCCGGGAUGCGCCGCGGCCUAAUGCGGAGCCCUGGCGUCUCUCCCGCCGGGUCGCGGGCCGGCCAGGGGCGGAGAGGAGCCAUUUGCCCGCUCCCAGCAAUGGGAACUGGCCGGCCCGGCGUGGGGUGAGGGGCGCCGCCGCCGCCCCCUCCUCGGCGCCCUGGCCCCCGGGACUGGGUCUGCGCGAAAGCGAGGAGGAUGGAUGA
Molecule: messenger RNA, 429 nt
Organism: Rangifer tarandus platyrhynchus (Svalbard reindeer)
Lineage: Eukaryota; Metazoa; Chordata; Mammalia; Artiodactyla; Cervidae
Source: the annotation of a GenBank genome assembly